Molecule: messenger RNA, 528 nt
Organism: Abrus precatorius (Indian licorice)
Lineage: Eukaryota; Viridiplantae; Streptophyta; Magnoliopsida; Fabales; Fabaceae
Exons: 1
Coding region: 1-528 (175 amino acids)
Source: RefSeq, a predicted model, not a curated record
AUGGGUUGCGCCGAGGAGAGGAAGGUGUUAUAUACUACGUAUAUAUUGACAGGGGACGCAAAGAUGUGGUGGCACAAAGCUCGUGCUAUGCUGGAGGCCCAAGGUGAAGUCAUCACUUGGGCUAUGUUUAGAAGUAGUUCUCUGGGGAAGUUUUUUGCUUCUCAUGUUCAUGCUGCCAAAAAGCAGGUGUUUCUAAACUUGGUGCAGGGAAACUCAUUAGUUUAUGAGUAUGCAAUACAGUUUGAGCGGCUCUACAAAUUUUAUUCUCACCUGACCUCGGAGGAGUGGAGAUGUCAGAGGUUUUCAGACGGGCUGAGAACUAACAUAAAGAGGAUUUUGAUCCUACUCAGGAUCACGGAAUUUGCUGACUUGGUAAAUCAAGCCACCAUUAUAGAGAGUCUUAAUGCUGAGGAUGUUGGUGGAGUUGGGAAGGCUUUAUCUAAUAGAGCCGCUAGUAGCUAUGGUAAUGGAGGUAAGGGUGCUAAGAAGGGCCCCUACAGUCGGUCGCUACGCCAACAACAGUCUUGA